Molecule: messenger RNA, 1170 nt
Organism: Meloidogyne enterolobii
Lineage: Eukaryota; Metazoa; Nematoda; Chromadorea; Rhabditida; Meloidogynidae
Source: the annotation of a GenBank genome assembly
AUGCCACGAGGACAACCAAGACGAGGUGGUAGAAGGCCGCGAGAACGAGAAGAGGAAAAUUUGAAUGACGAAGAUAAAGGCCGUCGCGAAAGAAGGCGUGAAAGGAAUAAGGAAGCAGCUGCUCGUUGUAGACGUAGACGUGAAGAAAGAAUGUCAAGUUUGGAAGGGCAAGUACAACUUUUACAAGCGGCAAACGAUGAAAAGGACAAUUUAAUAAGAAAAUUACGAGAUGAACAAAAUCGUCUACUUGGAAUUCUUUCAAAAAGAGAAGAAUCUUCUAUGGUUUGCGGCGAGCCUUCUUUAAAAUUUGAACCUCAAAAAUUUGAAAAUGAGCAAGGAUUGUUAACAUUCCCGUUAAAUACUAUGGCUUUACAUCAUCGACAAAAUGAUAAUCCGAGAGUUCCCAGUGGCGGUGGUAUUGGUAUUUUAAUUCCCCAACUUGAACGUACUAAAAUUCAUCCCCAACAACAACAACAUCCUAAUCAAUGUUUUUCUCUUACAGCAAUGAAUAAUACGUCUUGCCAACAUUCCUCUUCCUCCUCUUCAUCUGCUAUAGCGGCAGAUACAACAGAAUCUACAGAAAUAUCACCUGCAACACCACCUCCAAAUUUGUCUUCUUAUGACCACAGAGGGAUCAGGAAUGAUUCUAGAGGAGGAUGUUGUUCUGUUUUGGUUAAUGGAACAGAUCCAGUAAUAUCAGAAUCAGCUUUAAUGGAGACACCAACAUCUAAUUAUUCUCAAAAUCCUCCUCUGUUUGGACGUAUUAAACGAGCUAAGGUUGAACCAUCACCUCUUUUGGGUGGACUUGAGGAUCAUGAAAAUGCUGAUAACAGAAGGAUUUCUCCAUAUGAAGCAUCUUUAAAUGAUAAUAAUCGGCCGACAACUUUAAAUUUAAGAGGAAAAGCUGAUUUUCUUCAUAAAGAGGGUUAUAUUGCUAUUACACCAUCAAAAGGUGUUCAAGUUGAAGGAAAUUUUCAAAGUCAAGGAGGAUUUGGAAGUUUUGAGUUCACUCCAUCAUCAUUUUUGGGGACUGGUCAAUCAUAUAGUGUAUUAGGGGCGCAACAAACUGGACUAACUCCUUGUCAGGGUGGACCUGUUUAUGUUCAGACAUCAUCUAUUUCUCAAAAUGAAUGUCCACCUAGUGACGGUGAACUUAGCAUUUUACACUGA